Messenger RNA from Dermacentor silvarum, 868 nucleotides. RefSeq names its product zinc carboxypeptidase A 1-like. Gene Ontology annotation, biological process: proteolysis. The transcript has 7 exons. The record is from RefSeq and is a predicted model, not a curated record. Bases 128 to 868 code for a protein of 246 amino acids. Gene Ontology annotation, molecular function: metallocarboxypeptidase activity; zinc ion binding. NCBI's taxonomy places the organism in Eukaryota, Metazoa, Arthropoda, Arachnida, Ixodida, Ixodidae.
CGUCCGGGUAUAAAGUCUAAGCUUUCGCGUGCAGGAAUCGCGGAAGCGCAGAAGCGCCGUCAUUGUCACCAAGUUCCCACGCAUCUAAGCGACGCCUUUGAGAAAUCCCUGCCCCAAAGGUGUCGGUAUGUCACGCUUUCCGUUAAGCCUAAUCGCGGCUUUUCUUCUGACUACCGCGGAUAGGUCGUGGUCCUUGCCGGCAUCCGACCCGGCGACGAGUGCUAACUACACUGGGUACCGACUGGUGUCAGUGACUGCCCCUAACGAGAAGAGCCGGAGCAUUUUAUCGUCCCUGGCAGAUUCGUUCAAGCUCGACGUCUGGCGAGACGCCACCGCUUUCGGCAAGCCGGCUCUCGUACUGCUGAGACCUCAAGUGGCGACCGAGUUCAUUGAGACCGCUUCGAAGGAGGGUCUCGCCGUGUCUACCAACUCGCACAACCUGCAACAACUUUUAGACGAUGAACGCAAGGAAGUCCGUUUUGCGACAUAUUCCGAGACCUCAGAUCGCUUCGAGAGGUACCUGACGUACGACGAGUUCAAAGACGCCCUGCAGCAAUACGCCAAGGACUACGACCACGUGACCUACACGUCCAUCGGUCGGUCGUACGAAGGCAGGGACAUCAUCGGUGUUCACAUCAAGGCCAAGGAGAACCUACCCAUCGUGUUCCUCGAGUGCGGAAUCCAUGCCAGAGAAUGGAUUGCCCACUCCACCUGCCUCUACAUAAUCGAUCAGCUGGCGACGCAGUACGGGGAGGACGAAGACAUUCAUCGGCUGGUGUCCGCCUACGAGUGGCGUAUCUACCCAAUAGUCAACCCCGAUGGCUACGAGUACUCGCACACUACGGUAAGUUACAACAGCAGCGCGUGA